Molecule: messenger RNA, 4178 nt
Organism: Dalotia coriaria
Lineage: Eukaryota; Metazoa; Arthropoda; Insecta; Coleoptera; Staphylinidae
Gene: Nox
Product: NADPH oxidase
Exons: 15
Coding region: 383-3823 (1146 amino acids)
Biological process (GO): superoxide anion generation; defense response
Cellular component (GO): plasma membrane; NADPH oxidase complex
Molecular function (GO): superoxide-generating NAD(P)H oxidase activity; calcium ion binding
Source: RefSeq, a predicted model, not a curated record
UGCCAGUUAACCGUAGAGCAACAAGUGACGAAGAACGACCGCCAAACGCUCUCGCCUCCUUCGACGCGUUUGAUACCCGCUUAAAUCGCGUACGAUUCGCAUUCAAUUUCCAGCAUCGUCGAAUUCAAUUCCUGUUUUCACUGCUUUCAUCUUCUGCAUUCGAAUAACAUGAUUUUACAAUCAACUCACCGCGUUGGCCUCUAGUCGCGUUCAAUCGUAAAAAUAAUAGAAAUCCGCGCGCAGUUAGAAAAAAUAUCGGCAGUGACACACAACGCGUCUUCGUCUUCGUCGGCGGAGGCAUAAAUUAAUAAUAAAAAACGCUGUUAAACGGCCGCGGUGUGCGCGGACGCUGGAAUUGAUGUGGAUUUAACUUGAUUGCGCAAUGGAUAAGCCACCGAUCACCACGAUCGCCGAGGAGAACACGCCGGACACAACGCCGGUUGUUCCACGGCGACAUUCCCGACCCCAUAAGAAUGACGUUGAUGGAAAUGAAAAAACCGCCGAUGAAAAACUCGCGGAGCGAAGGAAGAGUUUGGUGCCAAUGUCUAGCAUGGAAGAGGAGAAUCUUCGUGAGCGAUUGCAUAUGGCACAAUUACGACAAUGCUUCGCUAUCAUCUCGAAUGAAGUGCGAUAUACUAAGGAUACGUUUCGAAGACUUUUCCAAUCACAAGAUUUACUCGAACAAUUGUUCAAGCUAUUCGACCAAGACAGAGAUCAAAAACUCAUUCAAGAAAGCUGGAUCGAAUUUUUAAAAGAAAGAUUACACGAUGAAAAGCAAAUAGAUUUCGCCGAACAGAUUGAAUCGGUCGCAUACUGCUUGUGUGGCGACCACCCGAUUCAGCUGGAGCAGUUUUAUCAAAUCUUUUACGCGAAAGGGAUCGUAGACAAAUUAUACAGGCUAAUCGACCUCGAGAAUAUUGGUAGCGUCAGCGCGGAACAAAUUAUGGAUUUCUUGGCGAGCAUCACAAACGCACGGCCACGCACCGGAUUCGACAAGAGCAGCCUCGCCUGGCUGGAGCAGCUCUUUCGGCAGACCGUUGGCAACGAGAAGGAGAUUCGACGCGAGGACUUUAAGAAAAUCGUCAUUUCCAAAAACCCAUUCUUCACGGAGCGAGUCUUUCAAAUCUUCGACAAAGACAAUUCCGGGUCCAUUUCCCUGCAAGAAUUCCUCGACGCGAUGCAUCAGUUUGCAGGACAAUCACCAGAUGAUAAAAUUCGCUUCUUGUUCAAAGUUUACGAUCUUGACGGCGAUGGGUUGAUUCAACACAAAGAGUUGCAGCAUGUGAUGAGGGCGUGCAUGGAAGAAAACGGCAUGCGUUUCAGUGAGGAUCAAAUUGAUGAUUUGACUGUGGCGAUGUUUGAAGAUGCAGAUACGAAAAACCGCGGUGCUAUUACAUAUGAAGCAUUAAAAUACCAACUGGAAAAACAUGGCGGGUUAUUAGAGAAUUUAUCAAUUAGUAUUGACAGGUGGUUAGUGCCGCCGAAACCAAAAGCACCGCCGGCUUCAUUCAUUGGGAAAAUCAUGAAAUACCGACCUUAUCAAUUCACCUUGCCUUAUGUCAAAAACAAUUAUGUUUAUUUAAUUUUUCUGGCUGGUUUUGUGCUUGUAAAUAUGGCGCUGUUUCUUAGUAGAGCGAUCGAGUACAGUUUAAUGGGUGCUAAUAUAUGCACUAUAAUAGCUAGAGCUUGUGGACAAGCGCUGAAUUUUAAUUGUAUGUUUGUUUUGGUGCUUAUGCUGCGCCAAUGCAUUACAUUUUUACGCACACGAGGCUGGAGUGCCUUCCUACCACUUGAUCAGCAUAUUUAUUUCCACAAAUUGACUGGAAUGUUGAUUUUUGGUUUAAGUUUUCUGCAUACCAUCAUGCACAUUUACAAUUUCAGUUAUAAAAUUGUAAAUGAUCCAAUAGUAAAUGUUAAAAACUUGACGGUUACGGAAUGGUUGUUUACUUCAAAAUCUGGCCUCUAUGGUUUAGUGGGUGGUGUUGCUAAUCCUACUGGAAUUGCUCUAUUUGCGAUUUUGCUCAUUAUGUUCUUAAGUUCGCAAGCGUUCGUUCGACGUGGCGGAUGUUUCGAGAUCUUCUACUGGACUCACUUAAUGUACAUACCUUUCUGGAUACUCUUGGUCUUCCACGGUCCUAACUUUUGGAAAUGGUUUAUUAUGCCAGGUAUUUUGUACUCCAUUGAACGCUUGUUACGAUUAGCAUGGAUGCGUACCGAACGUGGAAAAACUUACAUCAGUUCCGGACUACUGCUGCCAUCUAGAGUUACGCAUUUAGUAAUUAAGAGACCUUUGCACUUUGAUUUCCAUCCAGGCGAUUAUGUGUUCAUCAAUAUACCAGCGAUUGCUAAAUAUGAGUGGCAUCCGUUCACAAUCAGCAGUGCUCCUGAACAAGAAGAUUACAUGUGGUUGCAUAUACGUGGCGUUGGUCAAUGGACAAACCGAUUGUAUGAAUACUUUGAACGAGAACAAGAAAAACUACACAAUGGUGAAAUACCCGCGUUAGGCAGCGAAAAGAAAAGAUUAUCUAAGGGUAGCAUUGAUAAUAACAACCAGAAUCCAAUGAAAAAGAUUCAAGCAUCGAUUAAACGAACUCUUUCUAAUCGCGAUCCUAACUCGCGUAAUGGCAUUCAAUUAGUGGGUUUCGCUAAUGAAGCUUUUAAAAACGACGAAGCCAUUGCUAAAGAUGAGAAGGCUUCAUGCAGUAGUAAUCCUGAAUUGGCCAGUUACCCAAAACGCAAGUUGACACCCGAAAAGAAAUUGCACAAGUUAUUGUUCACUAACAAAGCGCCUCUGGAAAAAUCCUUAUCAAUGCCUGAUAUUCAAAACAAAGCUAAGAAAAGAGAACGUUUAUUAGCUUUAAGAGAAUAUAUGCGAUCCGAAUCAGAAAAAUCUUUUGACGAAUGUCAAAUCCGUCGUGCGCGUCUACAAAGUCUGGGCUUAGCGUACCUCAGUCCGCAGAAUAAAUCGUUGGCGCAGAGUUUCCGUUACAUGCGGAAUAAACCGACUAUUAUUGCGUUCAAGACGCCGAGUCUUGAAAACUGCGAACAGAGGGAUUCGUCCAGUUCAUUCGGAUCAGUUGGCCGUCAAAUGAGCGCCUUGAGCAUCUCUUCCAACCCGGAACGCGCCGCCGAAGAAGGCAGAGUGAUGCCAAAGGAGUUUUCUCCGAGCAACAUCAAACCGAUGAAUUAUCCCGUCGGUAAACCUUUAGAAAUAUACUUGGAUGGUCCAUACGGAGCACCAUCGAGCCACAUCUUCCGCGCCCAGCAUGCGGUGCUCAUCGCCACCGGAAUAGGCGUGACGCCGUUCGCCUCGAUCUUGCAAUCGAUUAUGCACCGGUACUGGAAGGCACGCCACUCGUGCCCGAAGUGCAAGUUCUCCUGGGCCAGCGAAAUACCACCAACGGUGAUGAACUUACGAAAGGUGGACUUCUUCUGGAUCAAUCGUGACCAGCGGUCGUUUGAAUGGUUCGUGAAUCUACUCUCACAGCUCGAGAUUGAGCAGGCCGAGCUGGGUGGCGCGAUGGAACGUUUCCUCGAUAUGCACAUGUACAUCACCAGCGCCUUGCAGAAGACCGACAUGAAAGCUGUCGGUUUACAAUUGGCACUUGAUUUAUUACAUGAAAAGGAAAAACGUGAUCUUAUAACAGGUCUGAAGACACGUACAAAUGCUGGUAGGCCCAACUGGGACAAAACGUUCAAACAGAUUUUGGACCAGAAAAAGGGAAAAGUGACCGUGUUCUAUUGCGGUCCACCGCAACUAGCGAGAAUAUUGCGCGUCAAGUGCGAUCAGUACGGAUUCAGUUUCAGAAAAGAAGUAUUCUAGAGCAACUUGAUGCAUUGCCACAUGUAAAAUAAUGUGUAUUUGUAUUUAAUUUAUUUCGUAGCGUAGUGUAUAUAGAAAUACGUAAUCAAAGAUAACUAUUCGCGAGUCAUCGUAAAUUAUUUAAUCAUGAUUGUCACUCAUUUUAUUAACUGGACGCUCUCUAAAUAUGUAUUUGUUAAUAUUGUUAGUUGGACAAAUCGGUUUUUGGAUUCUCUAUGGUUGUCAAACAUUCGUAGAUUUAUUAGAAUGUACUAACAGAUUUCUUUUUAAGUUUCAAACGUAUAUUUUAACAAUUAAUAUAAUAAUGUAUAUUUUAUCAUUUGUUUAAAAUAUAAACUAUAUGUAUAUUAUGACA